AUGAAGUUCUACACCUACCUCUUGAUGGCCCUUGCUGCCGUUUCAAUGGCCAUGGCCUCUGCUCCUGCAGUUUCAACGCCAUCAACAUUUGUUGAAAUCAAAGCUGAAAUUGAUCUUUUAUCAGACAGUUGCAGCAGUUUAUCAAAAAUUCCUGCUUCUCCAAUCGUUUCAGUUUCCGUUGCUGCUCAAAUUUCUGCAGAAAUUCAAGCAGUAGUUGCCGUUUUCGUUGAUCUUAAGGCAAUGAUUCAAGCUUACGUUGGUGUUUUGGCAGUUGUUGAAGUUGAUGCAAUCCUUGCCGUUUUGGUGAAUGUUUCCGUUUAUCUCAAACUUGCAGUCAAUAUCUUGAUUGCCCUUCAAAUUGGUGGUGCAGGUAACGAUUUGCUCGAUUUGCAAGUUUCAGUCAACGCUUUCGUCGAUGCAUUCUUGGCAAUCGUUCCUGAUGCAUCAAAGGAUUCAGCAACAUCCACAUGUCAACAAAUUCAACAAACUGCAACAAAAGGUUGCUCCGAUUACCAAACAUGUUAA
Meira miltonrushii is the source of this 525-nucleotide messenger RNA. RefSeq lists its product as uncharacterized. Lineage: Eukaryota; Fungi; Basidiomycota; Exobasidiomycetes; Exobasidiales; Brachybasidiaceae. The coding region runs from base 1 to 525 and encodes 174 amino acids. The transcript has a single exon. The record is from RefSeq and is a predicted model, not a curated record.